UGUGCAUAUUAUGCGUCCUAUCAUACAUUGCCGCGAUCACGCAUAAUUACGAAAGAAUUUAUACGCAGAUCGUGAGAUGUUGUAAAAACAAACUUGAAGACGUUAUAUUUACAGGAUAAUAUAAUUAUAAUUAUAUCAUAAAUUAUUAUAAUUAUAUCAUAAAAAGAUAAAGAAAAUAAAAAAGAACGACACACACACACACGCACACAAAAUAGUCAGCAACGACGAUAAAAAAGGGAGUAAAGAGAAGAAAAAAAAUUGAGCUUUACGCAACAUUACAAACUUUCCAUAUUAUCGUGAUUUCACGCAAUGCUUUCUCUACUGAUGAAAUUAUUAUUUAAUGUUAUUGUGUUGCAAUUUUGAUUUAAGCGCUUUCACAAGAUGCUAUCCCGCCGAUCCAAUCACAACGGAUCGAUUCUUUCGCUUUAGUCUACACGAUCUCUGAAAUCUUCUUUCUCAAUCUACCUUUUUCUCUCUUUCUCUUUCUUUUUGCAUAAGUGUAAGUUAAGCAUGCAAGUCCUCUUCUCUUGUGCUUGCUAUUAUCGAUAAUGAGAUAAAAACAAAAUACCUUCACGUCCUGCUCUUUCCUCUACUACUACAGUUCUAUUAUCCUCAAGUACAUAUCAAGAGGAAAAACUAAAAUCGAUAACUUCGGCAAAACAAGGAAAUACAUGAAAAAUUGUUGCUCUUUUCUUUCGCGCGGAUUCUUAUAUAAUAUCUCGAGACUAGAUAUCUAUAGCUUCAAUCAAAUGAAGUAACUCGGUACAAAUUCUAUUUAACAGAUUUGAUAAACGAUGAUUGAAAUUGUUGAUACUUUUAUAAAACUAACUUAUACACACAUACAUACAUAUAUACCUAUACAUAUAUAUGUACUAAAAGAUAAAUAUUAUGCACGUUUCUAUACAUCCUUUUGAAGAUAUUAAAAAUCAAUAAAAGGCGCAUGCUAUUUUUUGAUAUUACAGGUAUAUUUGCAUGAUAAUGGAGACGCGUAUAGAGGAAGAUAUAGUUAACUCCGAUGUUUUUAUUUAUGAUUGUACCAAUUUAACUCUCGGUCAUAUUUUGAAAUAUACACUACCUGUAUUAAAAAAAAUUGACACUAUCUUGGAAGCAUAUGGUACAAGAAUUAAAGCAAUUCAUAUGAUAAAUGCACCAAGUUUUAUCGAUGUUUUAAUAACAAUGAUUAAAUCAGUGAUGAAGGCAAAACUUAUUAAGAGAAUACAUGUUUAUACAUCUGGAGAAGUAUCAUUAUACGGGAUUAUAUCAAGAUCUAUUUUACCAAUGGAUUAUGGCGGUGAACAACCAUCAUUGGAUACUAUAGCAGAUAUGUGGCAAGCAAAAUUGAUGGAACGAAGAGAAUGGUUUCUGGAGCAAGAAAAAGUUAAAGUUGACGAAUCUCUCCGAUCAAAUUCUGUAAUAAAUCCGUACGAUCUAUUUGGAGUUCCGGGAACAUUUCAAAAAUUGAACAUUGACUAAUACGAAUAUGUUUUUGUGGAUGUACGAGUAUAGAUAAUAAGGCUUAUGUUAUCAAGUAUACAUAUAGAUACACAUAUACAAAUUAUUAUGUAGUGUAAGGAAUUAUUAGAAAUUAAUAUCCAUAAAAUAAAAUAAAAAAUCUUAUUGAUAUUGCUAUGUAGAAAACAAAAAUUAUAACAUACAAUAGUAGAAUAUUAUUUAGGCAUUAUCAUAACAAAUGAUAGAUAUACGUCAAAUUAUACACAAAAAUUGUGUUGCAAAAUAUAUAUGCAUAUAUUCUAAUAAAGAUGUUGCAAAAGAUAA
Formica exsecta is the source of this 1776-nucleotide messenger RNA. RefSeq names its product retinaldehyde-binding protein 1-like. The transcript has 4 exons. Gene Ontology annotation, cellular component: membrane. NCBI's taxonomy places the organism in Eukaryota, Metazoa, Arthropoda, Insecta, Hymenoptera, Formicidae. The record is from RefSeq and is a predicted model, not a curated record. Gene Ontology annotation, molecular function: phosphatidylinositol bisphosphate binding. Bases 973 to 1473 code for a protein of 166 amino acids.